Radiomyces spectabilis is the source of this 832-nucleotide messenger RNA. RefSeq lists its product as uncharacterized. The transcript is spliced from 6 exons. The record is from RefSeq and is a predicted model, not a curated record. NCBI's taxonomy places the organism in Eukaryota, Fungi, Mucoromycota, Mucoromycetes, Mucorales, Radiomycetaceae. Bases 162 to 692 code for a protein of 176 amino acids.
CCACCGUGCUGCCUUUACAAGUGGAUACCUUCGUCGACUGCGUUCUUUUGCCCGCGAUUGAAUUGGCAUCUCCUUUUGAGUGUCAAAACUUUGGCCUCAAUUACCAAGCCGAGUCAGAGCGCCUUAGAGAUGCAAAUGGCCGAAUUGUAGCCAAGCCGGCCAUGCUCGAGAGCAUGAGUGCACCUGCUCUCAUUGAGGGUAUGCGUGCACUUGUUGCUGAAAGCCAGGAUCUGGAAGCACUUUUUGGAGACUUCUUUUUUGAUACCUGGUGCAUGGGCAUCAAAGCGCCAUUCAGGGACUCUCUUACUGAUUCAACUGGAAUUUGGUCGAUCCAAAUACCUCGUACAUUGAUGUGGGUGCAGAAGUCUUGCCGGUUUCUGACGAAUUUUUGGUCGGUGUACCGACAAACAGCUCCCAUGAAGAGCUUAUUAACCAGCUGUUCGGUCCCUUGGGUUCGUCUGCUUAUCAGUACAGACACGAUCAGUUUUCGCAUUUGGCGAGGCGUGGGUGGGUUUGCGCUGUACCUGAAAAGUGGUAUACCAACCAAUGACUUCUGGGCCGUUUACGCACAGGCGUACAGCAAAGUAAAAGUCCCAUUCUACAAGUUUGCUGCAAGCAAGGAUCGAAGUGGUAUUGCCGUAUCCCCUUCCCAAAUUUUCUCGAAUUCCUUCCCAGGUUUAAAACCUUUGUAAACGCAACAAUGGUAGCUCUGCCCAAUAAAUGUGUACGAUCAGAAGUGUGUGUCGAUCUUUUUGCAAUUAUUGACACCCAUGAUAUCGUAUUAUUUAUUAUGCGACACUAUCAGGCGAGGCUAACAUCUACUGGCUCAGAU